AUGAGGCUCUCCUUCGGUCCUAUUUUAUCUUUAUUGAUAACUACCUUGUUCACGGUUGUUUCCAACAGCAAAGGGAUUUCAAAUCAUGAAAGAGGCCUAACGUACGCAAGGAAUUCGACAUUAUCUCCAAAACACUUGACUAAAUUAGUGCUUGGAAAUAGCGACACUUGUAUUCCGUCAGGUUGUUUACCAAAGGGCGCAGUUGAUUGUGGAGAUGGUACUUACUGCGACGAGGGCGAAAUAUGCGUUCCGGAUGGAUGUAUUCCAGCGGGUGCGGUCGUCUGUGGAGAUGGUUCUUACUGCAACAAGGAAGAAUAUUGCUGUGACCCCGAAAGCUGCUGUCCAAAUUAA
Funneliformis mosseae is the source of this 351-nucleotide messenger RNA. The record is from the annotation of a GenBank genome assembly. NCBI's taxonomy places the organism in Eukaryota, Fungi, Glomeromycota, Glomeromycetes, Glomerales, Glomeraceae.